GGGUGAACCGGCUGGCGACUUGUAGAAGACUGACACUGGACCUAUACCGUUCUCCUUUAACAAAAAUUGACUCUCACUGGUUAAAGGACUUAAACUUAAGACACGAAACUAUAAAAUUCUUGGAGAGGGUGCAGAGGAAACACUUAAAAAAAUUGGCCUGAGUACAUUGGAUAUUUUUUUUUCCAUUCCUGAGACAUUUUACUAAGAAGAAUAGACCUGCUGUUUAAUCCUGCAAUUCCUCUACUAGGUGUAUAUCCAAAAGACCAAAAAUCACUUGGCAACAAAGAUAUUUGCAGCAGAUUGUUCAUUGCAGCUCAAGUCACGCCCUACGUCAUCCGGGAGGGAGGGGGCAUGUCCAUUGCCACGCAGAAAGGUCUAGGCUGUCCACUCUCCUGGGACUCGGGACAGCUCGAGGACCGGCCGGGUGUGCGGCUCAGGUUGGGUGGGAGCUCGUGCCACGGUCCCGAGGAGCCGGCGCAGGAGGCCCCAGCCCGCUGUCUCCGGAGCCCCGCCCCGCCCCCUCGGCACGCAAUCCCCGCGCGAGUUUGCGUUUACCAGGCGCGUCCCUGGCGGAGCCUCGGUGCGGCCUGCGGGACGGGCGCGCGGCCGCCUGGCUGCUGAAGUCGGAGGGGAGGGGCCGCCGGCGGCGGGGAGGGGCCGCCGGCGGCGGCGACGAGGAGCAUGUCCGCAACUCGAGCCAAGAAAGUGAAGAUGGCCACCAAAUCGUGCCCCGAGUGCGACCAACAGGUUCCUGUUGCAUGUAAAUCAUGUCCCUGUGGUUACAUAUUUAUUAGCAGAAAACUUUUAAAUGCAAAACACUCAGAGAAGUUACCACCUUCUACAGAAAACAAGCAUGAGGCCAAGAGGAGGCGAACAGAGAGAGUUAGGAGAGAGAAGAUAAAUUCUACAGUAAAUAAAGAUUUAGAAAACAGAAAGAGAUCUCGAAGUAACAGCCAUUCAGAUCAUAUCAGACGAGGAAGAGGAAGACCUAAAAGUGCAUCUGCUAAAAAGCAUGAGGAAGAAAGAGAGAAACAAGAAAAGGAAGUUGAUAUCUACGCUAACCUCUCUGAUGAAAAGGCUUUUGUGUUUUCAGUCGCCUUGGCAGAAAUAAAUAGAAAAAUUAUCAAUCAAAGACUUAUCCUCUGAUAUUUGUCUGCAACAUGUGUUGAAACUUUCUUCAGGAUUGCAUCAGCGAGUUCUGAAACAGGAUGGACUCUGAGGAGCAUCUGGCUGCAUCAAGAAAGGCCAUUGAUCAUCUUUUUCCCUGUCGUUUAACCUGUGCCACACUUCGGGAGCAAAGCUGUGGGCUUGGUGGACUCUUCUGGGAUUUCCUUGUUUACCAAGGAGUAUUGUCAGUGUUUGUGUUUGGGAUAUAAAAGCAAUUAUAUUUACAAAGAAAAAGCUGACUGUAUAUUAAAGGAUAAAAAAGGUUAAGGGUGGGGGCAGAGGUGUGAAAACUAGGAAAAUAAAAUACUUGAUGCUUUUCGGCUUUGCCACCAGAGAUGCAAUAUUUUAAAUAACUGUCAAUGACUUUUAAAAAAUAUGUAUUUCAGAUUUUCAGCCCAACAGAUUGCAUAUUUAUAGUUCAUUUACUUUUAGUAAAUUAGCAAUUGAUGUUUUAUUGAAUGGGGAAUUAAGAAUAUAAAUGGUAAAUUUUACCUAACUUGGUUUUUUUCUUGGCCUUUAUUUUUAUGACUUAAGGUAUGAGUUAUAUUUUAGGAGAUAACUUUCCAGACAGUUUAGAGUUUUGGGUGCUAUUUGAAGAAAAACAUUUAAGGAUAUAUCAUACUUCAGAUAUAAACAUCUUGUUUUUUCUUGAACGUAACUUAUUGGUUAAAAGAAAAUUUUUCUGCUCUCAAGAUGGUGCCUGUUAACCUAAACAUAAAGUAUAUUUAUUACAUGCAAAAUAUUUCUUAAUCACUUUUAAGCAGUAAUGUUUUAUCGUAAUGGAUAUUCAUUUAUACCUCCCAAUAAUUAUUUAAAUUGUUACUUAAUCUCACUCUGGAAGAAAAAAAUAAACCUUAAUAUUGAAACUAAGUAGAUUAAAUAGUGUGGUAUAAGCUUUUUGUGCUAGUGAAAUUCGUGAAAUAUAUUUGAAUUUUUUUUUUUUUUCAAGAGACAGAGUUUCACUUUAUUGCCCUCUGUAGAGUGCUGUGGCGUCUCAGCUCACAGCAACCUCCAACUUCUGGGCUCAGGCAAUUCUCCUGCCUCAGUCUCCCGAGCAGCCGGGACUACAGGUGCCUGCCACAAUGCCUGGCUAUUCUUUGUUGCAGUUUGGCCAGGGCCGGGUUCGAACCCGCCACCCUUGGUAUAUGGGGCCUGAGCCCUACCCACUGGGCCACAGGUGCCACCCAUAUUUGAAUUCUUAAUUUUUCUACCAUUGAAUCGUAACCACUCAGCUCUUGCCUGAUUGCCAUGUUCAAACGCAGUGGUAACACCCCUUAUUUCCACUCCCUCUUUCCCGAAUCACUUUGGAAGUCCUGAAGCAUUAUUCUGGGAGAAACCGUCAGUUAGAUUUAGCCCCUGUUUAAGACAGUUUCCCUUUUAGUUUCAGCAGCAGCAUGGUUAACUUUAUCUUCCAUCCUGCAUUUCCUGUUACCUCCCAAAAGAAAGACCUGCUUUUUUUUCCUGCUUCAUUUAAAUGUAACCAGUAGAGGGAGCUUAAGACGUAUUCUAUCUAGAUUGGAUGUAGAAUUUUCCCAAGGAUUCCUUUCCCUUAAAUCCUUAUAGUUGCUACUGCAAUUAUUUAUUAUGCAUUUAUUAAUAAACUAUUAAUGAAUUUUUUCUAAGAA
This is a messenger RNA of Nycticebus coucang (slow loris), 2792 nucleotides long. It is a transcript of the gene HDIP1, whose product is annotated as chromosome 2 C16orf87 homolog. Bases 682 to 1146 code for a protein of 154 amino acids. The record is from RefSeq and is a predicted model, not a curated record. Lineage: Eukaryota; Metazoa; Chordata; Mammalia; Primates; Lorisidae. The transcript has 5 exons.